GCUUCACAGUCUAACAUAUUGAAAGCAUGGGUGAUUCCUCUGCUAAUGGUAAUGUCUACCUCAUAGACCGAAAAAAAGUGUACGAGCCAGUGAAACCGUCUCCAUUGGAUAACCUCAUCAAAGUCUACGGACUCGAGGAAACUGCUCGAUCUUUGGCAAGAACAAAUCCAGAUGGCUCCAAGGGAGUCAAACUCAGAAAAUCCUACAAGAACCAUAUUCAAGAUUUACCAGGAAAACACAAUAUACCCAAAGCUAAGCCCGUACCGAAUGGGCUCUUGGACCCGAUGUUAAGUCAAUUUCCAAAUAUUAUCAAACCUAUAGAGAGCAAACUUGUCAAUAAGGCGUUGGAAUUCGACAAGACGCCCUUGAACGGGAUCCCUGGCUUCAACACCGCCGAUUUAGGUAUCAGUGACCAACAAACUCUCAUGAGAAGAGAUGACGGCUCGGAGAUGGAUGAAGAUAAGCGCAAGAGAAAGAAGAAACAGAUGAAUGGUGAUACUCCCAAGAGAAUACACAUAUGAAAACACGCCAGCACUUGCUCUAAUGAAUGACGAUAAAACCUCACCAGAAACACAGACGGUUACCCUGUUAAUACUAGAAUUUUUGUAUACUCUUACUGUUACAGCUUUAAUAAUACAUAGUCUAUGGGUCUUCGUUCGAGCCCCCUCGUAACUCCGUCACCGAAGUGAACCUGGCAUACCGUUUCAACGGUUUCAAAGGUUUGUUGAUGAGAUUCAUGGGCUUCCGUUUAGAUCGUUUGAACUUAUUUCUCACCAAUCCUCCAAGAUGCCCGAGAAUAGCCCUGACCAAAAUCUUCCUUACAAUCAUCGUAAACUCCAAUACCGAAAGAAUCUUCUUUUGAAUCAAGAUCUCGGGUAACACCAACUUGAAGUCCUCUACAUUCAACAAUCGCUUAUACCCUCCUUUAAGCUUGAUGGAAAUCAGAAGUGACACAGGAUUGACCUUCAAACUGUUGACACUGACAUAGUUUUUCGACCGGUUAACCAUGACGUCCAAUUGUUCAUCGUACUGCUGUUCAGAACCAGAUGACUGCGUGAACGACUUGGGGAAAAGAUGUGAACUUCUGUUUGUAACCCUCUUUGAGGGAGACCCAAUGGUAAGCUGGUCAGGAUUUGUUGAGGACUCUGAAUCGCUUGGGUCUGAUUGGCUUGAGCUAGUAUCAAAAUUCACUUUACUCUUCUCAUCUCCAUUGGAGGCCUUUCCGUUGAAAUCUAAAUCAUUUGUGACUUCUGCUUCAUGUCUGGCCAUAGGAUUAUCACCAAGAUCCGUUAGGUCGGCCAAUUCAGUCUU
Yamadazyma tenuis ATCC 10573 is the source of this 1311-nucleotide messenger RNA. It is a transcript of the gene MED19, whose product is annotated as Med19p. The record is from RefSeq and is a predicted model, not a curated record. Gene Ontology annotation, biological process: regulation of transcription by RNA polymerase II. Lineage: Eukaryota; Fungi; Ascomycota; Pichiomycetes; Serinales; Debaryomycetaceae. Gene Ontology annotation, cellular component: core mediator complex; mediator complex. Gene Ontology annotation, molecular function: transcription coregulator activity.